AUGCCUCGCCCGGGCAGGAACACGUACAGCGACCAGAAGCCGCCCUACUCCUACAUCUCGCUGACGGCCAUGGCCAUCCAGAGCUCGCCGGAGAAGAUGCUGCCCCUGAGCGAGAUCUACAAGUUCAUCAUGGACCGCUUCCCCUACUACCGGGAGAACACGCAGCGCUGGCAGAACUCCCUGCGCCACAACCUCUCCUUCAACGACUGCUUCAUCAAGAUCCCGCGCCGGCCCGACCAGCCGGGCAAGGGCAGCUUCUGGGCGCUGCACCCGAGCUGCGGGGACAUGUUCGAGAACGGCAGCUUCCUGCGGCGCCGCAAGCGCUUCAAGGUGCUCAAGUCCGACCACCUGGCCCCCAGCAAGCCCGCGGACGCCGCCCAGUACCUGCAGCAGCAGGCCAAGCUGCGGCUCAGCGCCCUGGCGGCCGGCGGCACCCACCUGCCGCAGAUGUCCGGCUACAGCCUGGGGGUCUCCCAGCCCUCCGGCUUCAAGCACCCCUUCGCCAUCGAGAACAUCAUCGCCCGCGAGUACAAGAUGCCGGGCGGGCUGGCCUUCUCCGCCAUGCAGCCCAUGCCGGCCGCCUACCCGCUCCCCAACCAGUUGACUACGGUGGGCAGCUCCAUUGGCACCGGCUGGCCCCACAUGUACAGCCCCGGCAUGAUAGACACGGCCACCCCCAUCUCCAUGGCCAGCAGCGAUUACAGUGCCUACGGGGUGCCCCUCAAGCCCCUGUGCCACGGGGGCCAGACUUUGCCAGCCAUCCCGGUGCCCAUCAAACCCACCCCGGCGGCGGUGCCGGCCCUGCCGGCCCUGCCAGCGCCCAUCCCCACCAUCCUCUCGAACUCGCCCCCCUCGCUCAGCCCGACCUCGUCCCAGACAGCCACCAGCCAAAGCAGCCCUGCGACGCCCAGCGAGACCCUGACCAGCCCCGCCUCGGCCCUGCACUCGGUAGCCGUGCACUGA
This is a messenger RNA of Emys orbicularis (European pond turtle), 963 nucleotides long. It is a transcript of the gene FOXB1, whose product is annotated as forkhead box B1. The transcript has a single exon. Gene Ontology annotation, biological process: anatomical structure morphogenesis; cell differentiation; regulation of transcription by RNA polymerase II. Gene Ontology annotation, molecular function: DNA-binding transcription factor activity, RNA polymerase II-specific; RNA polymerase II cis-regulatory region sequence-specific DNA binding. The record is from RefSeq and is a predicted model, not a curated record. Bases 1 to 963 code for a protein of 320 amino acids. Lineage: Eukaryota; Metazoa; Chordata; Testudines; Emydidae.